This is a messenger RNA of Pristis pectinata (smalltooth sawfish), 1687 nucleotides long. It is a transcript of the gene alg11, whose product is annotated as ALG11 alpha-1,2-mannosyltransferase. Gene Ontology annotation, biological process: protein N-linked glycosylation. The transcript is spliced from 4 exons. Gene Ontology annotation, cellular component: endoplasmic reticulum membrane. Gene Ontology annotation, molecular function: GDP-Man:Man(3)GlcNAc(2)-PP-Dol alpha-1,2-mannosyltransferase activity. The record is from RefSeq and is a predicted model, not a curated record. Lineage: Eukaryota; Metazoa; Chordata; Chondrichthyes; Rhinopristiformes; Pristidae. The coding region runs from base 127 to 1560 and encodes 477 amino acids.
GCGAUAUAUUCGGCUUAGUUCCAGGAGAGCAAGUUUAUUUAUGUAUGUAUCUUUUUAAAAAUAAUUAAAAGAUCAACAUCUGGAGUGGGAGAGGUUCGGCGGUGAGAGGGUCCGGGUCGAAGGUUUAUGUUUUCAUUGAUCAUUCCCAUGCUUUUUGUAACCGCUGGUUUAUUGUUUGCCCUCAUCGUUAUUUUGCUAUACAUACGAUUCUGGAUCUGUCCAAAGAAGAAAAUAGCACAAAUUCCAGGAAAUUAUGUCAAGAAGUCUUUGGUGGUGGCAUUCUUUCACCCUUACUGCAAUGCUGGGGGUGGAGGAGAAAGGGUGCUCUGGUGUGCAAUAAGAUCAUUGCAGGAGAGAUACAGCAAUAUUAAAAUUAUCAUUUACACUGGAGAUCAUGAUGUCACAGAUCAAGAAAUACUCGCUGGAGCAUACAGACGAUUCAAUAUCAAACUACCCCAAUCUGUUCAGUUCAUUUUCCUUGAAAAGCGUUAUCUUGUGGAGGCUAAGCUUUAUCCAUACUUUACAUUGCUAGGUCAAAGUCUGGGAUCUGUUUUGCUUGGAUGGGAGGCCCUUAUGAAGUGUGUUCCUGAUAUUUUUAUAGAUUCCAUGGGCUAUGCAUAUGUGCUUCCUCUCUUCAAGUACUUAGGCGGCUGCCAAGUAGGGUGCUAUGUUCACUAUCCUACUAUUAGCACGGACAUGCUCUCUGUGGUGAAAGACAGGAACCCAAGCUUCAACAAUGCAGCUUUUAUAUCGAACAAUCCUAUACUGAGCAAUCUCAAAAUUGUGUACUACUACAUUUUUGCUUGGCUAUAUGGAUUGGUUGGUUCUUGCAGUGACGUUAUAAUGGUAAAUUCCACGUGGACUCUGAAUCAUAUUCUUGCUCUUUGGAAAGCAGGUGAUCGAACCCAUGUUGUCUGUCCACCUUGUGAUGUUCAGACAUUCUUGGAUAUUCCGUUAGAAGAUGACAGUAAAAAGACAGAACAUUCCAUUGUUUCAAUUGCGCAGUUUCGGCCAGAGAAGGACCACGCUCUACAAAUUAAAGCUUUCUAUCGGUUUCUUCAGAAGUAUCCUCAGAAACGUGCUGUGAAACUAAUACUGAUUGGAGGUUGCCGUAACGCUGAGGAUGAAGAGCGAGUAUCUUGCCUAAAAGAACUCUGUGAGAAUCUUGGAGUAAAAGAGAACGUUGAGUUUAAGAUUAACAUUUCAUUUGAAGAACUUAAAAAAUAUCUGUCUGAAGCUACUAUUGGUCUACAUACCAUGUGGAAUGAACAUUUUGGUAUAGGUGUCGUGGAAUGCAUGGCAGCAGGAACUGUUAUUCUGGCCCAUGACUCAGGUGGUCCCAAGCUUGACAUUGUGGUACCUUAUGAUGGAGGCAAAACGGGUUUCCUGGCAGACAGUGAAGAAAGUUAUGCUGAUGCUAUAAAUACCAUUCUAGCACUGUCACCUGAAAAGAGGAUGGAGAUUAGAAAGAAUGCACGCCAGUCUGUGAGCAGAUUCUCUGACCAUGAGUUUGAAAUAUCAUUUAUAUCUGCUUUGGAACUUUUUUUUAGCCCAAGAUAAUUAUUGAAUGUGUAUAAAUAAUGGCUCCCAGCUAAGCUAAUUAUUAAACAAUGUCUGUAAAUAAUAACUCUCUACACCCUAAGGGAGGAGAAGAAAAACAAUGCACAAUAUUGCAGUAGUUUGUAUA